AUGGAGCCUUCCAUUGAACUCAACCAUCGAGCGCAACCUACUACGGCUGACUCUCAAGCUCCUCAAAGCUCAACGCCACCACCUCGACUGAGCGUUGAUUUUGGCUGGCGGAAAUUCAAAUCGCUCCUUUCCGACGAAAAUACGCCCAACGCAGAGCCCCUAUACAUCCUCGAAUACCAACUUGCCAAGAAGCGUCUCAAAUUCAAGCGCUAUGCCACCGGCGAGGUAUUCGGCGUCGGCAAUUUGAACGUAUUCAGCAUCGAUGCCGACUACGAAGUCCACGGCCGCAAAGACCAAAUUGUUGCGCAGAGUCGCCUGAAGACUUCCUACGCGCAUCGCUCCACUGCCGCAUCUACUACCGACAAACCAAUCACCCUGACCUGGUCCAGCGAUAGCAAUUUCACGACAUGGGAUUUCGUCUGCUGCGAUGAGCAGCAACUACCCGUGGCUAAGCUCACAAUGAAUAUUUGGGGCCUAAAGAAGAUUGCCCGGAUCGAGUUUAUGGGUGUGGCGGAGCAGAACCUGGAGUUGCAGGAGGAGCUGGUCGUGACUACAUUGACUUUGUCCUAUCAAAUGGCUUUACGGACGGGCAAUCUCUUGAAUCUUGUCGGAGCUCUCUUUGCUCGUCCUGGCCACGAGCCCAAGGCGAGCGGUCCGGGUCGCAAGACUGCUCCCUUCUCGUCCCCUCGGGCUUCCGUUGAAAUUGGACAAUCUGAGACCCCCGCGACUGCGCAACUUGCCUCCGGGACCGAUCUUCAUUCGGCUAUUUAG
Molecule: messenger RNA, 771 nt
Organism: Penicillium manginii
Lineage: Eukaryota; Fungi; Ascomycota; Eurotiomycetes; Eurotiales; Aspergillaceae
Exons: 1
Coding region: 1-771 (256 amino acids)
Source: RefSeq, a predicted model, not a curated record